Messenger RNA from Triticum turgidum subsp. durum (durum wheat), 321 nucleotides. Lineage: Eukaryota; Viridiplantae; Streptophyta; Magnoliopsida; Poales; Poaceae. The record is from the annotation of a GenBank genome assembly.
AUGGCAUCAGAGUGUUAUGGUCUGGCAAUAGAUCAUGGAGAGAGUGCAACACUGUAUGCAAACAGGAGUGUUUGUAAACUGCUCAUGGGUGAUGGUGAAGGUGCUUUAUCAGAUGCUCUCAGGUGCAGAAUGCUGCGGCCUGAUUGGGCAAAAGCUUGCUACCCUCAAGCUGCAGCUCAUAUGCUACUCAAGGAGUAUAAGCAAGCCUGUGAUGCUCUCUUGGAUGCACAAAACCUGGAUCCUGGGAAUGCUGAGAUUGAACGUGAACUACGGAAGGCUAGGGAACUCAUGAAGAAUCCUCCUGCUGAAGGUGAGCAGUGA